Molecule: messenger RNA, 625 nt
Organism: Choloepus didactylus (southern two-toed sloth)
Lineage: Eukaryota; Metazoa; Chordata; Mammalia; Pilosa; Megalonychidae
Product: ras-related protein Rap-1b-like
Exons: 1
Coding region: 30-584 (184 amino acids)
Biological process (GO): Rap protein signal transduction; negative regulation of synaptic vesicle exocytosis; cellular response to cAMP
Cellular component (GO): plasma membrane
Molecular function (GO): GTPase activity; GDP binding; GTP binding
Source: RefSeq, a predicted model, not a curated record
GUACUAGAUUUUGACAACAACCUCACACCAUGCGUGAGUAUAAGCUAGUGGUUCUUGGCGCAGGAGGUGUUGGAAAGUCUGCUCUGACCGUGCAGUUCGUUCAAGGAAUUUUUGUUGAAAAAUAUGAUCCAAGAAUAGAAGAUUCUUAUAGAAAGCAAGUUGAGGUAGAUGCACAACAGUGUAUGGUCGAAAUCUUGGAUACUGCAGGAACGGAACAAUUUACAGCAAUGAGGGAUUUGUAUAUGAAAAAUGGACAAGGCUUUGCAUUAGUUUAUUCCAUCAUUGCACAGUCCACAUUUAAUGAUUUACAAGAUCUGAGAGAACAGAUUCUUCGAGUAAAAGACACCGAUAAUGGUCCAAUGAUUCUGGCUGGCAGUAAGUGUGACUUGGAGGAUGAAAGAGUUGUAGGAAAGGAGCAAGGUCAAAAUCUAGCAAGACAAUGGAACAACAAUGCAUUCUUAGAAUCUUCUGCAAAAUCAAAAAUAAAUGUUAAUGAGAUCUUUUAUGACCUAGUACGGCAAAUUAACAGAAAAACUCCAGUGCCUGAGAAGGCCCGCAAAAAGACAUCAUGUCAGCUGCUUUAAUGCACUAAAUGCAUUGUAGCUCUGAGCCAGGUCUGAAGAAC